Moneuplotes crassus is the source of this 1657-nucleotide messenger RNA. The record is from the annotation of a GenBank genome assembly. Lineage: Eukaryota; Ciliophora; Spirotrichea; Euplotida; Euplotidae.
UUAGUAAAAUAUUUGACACAACCAGCCAUAACAUGGAAAGAAUUCUUAAAGUCAAAUGUGACAAAGAUCGCGACUUCCAAGGGCUCUCCAACGUCUACACAAAGCAAUGCAGAGUCUACUGGUUCACUUCCCUUCCACCUAGCGUUGUGAGUGCGUGUGCAAUUUCAGAGGUGAAAAAUAUUGAACGGGUAUUUCAAGCAUGAACAGUCGCACUAGACAGCCCAGUUCCAGACAAUAGCGGCCAUAUAACCAGCAUUUCACACUCAGAUCAUGAUGGGAUUGUAAAUUCGAGUCAGGUUAAAGUCAAUACAGAGCAAGAACAAAUGGCUGCAGACAAUGAAACUCCACUCAAACCUCACUCACCAGUCACCAGAUCACACAUGGGUUUUACAAUGGCAAGUUCGAAAUGCCCAAGAGGAAAGGCGGACUCGCAAUAGUCAAACUCAAGAAUGGAAGCAGAAUGAGAUGCCUCCGUCAGCCCAGAAAGAACAAGCACAGAAACUAACAUGUUCAACAUUACUCUGAAGCGCAUCGGUGACAGCUUCGCAACGAAGUCGAUGAAAAGCAUGGCUUGUGAAGGUACCUUCGAACACAUCGGAGGGCUCAACACACGGCCGAACGAACUCUCUCAGACUGAAGACACCUAUGUGGUCAACAAAUACUCACUACCGAAGCGGCUGGUCUGUGGAGUCAAAGACAAAGUCUGAAGUCAGGCUGAACUUGACUUCAAAGGUAGGUACAGCAAGCAGAACCUGGCGUUGCUGAGUUUCAAGAAGUCCCAGAAAGAACACAGUCUGGCUAAAACUCAGUUACCGAGGCUGACCAAAAUCACAGCGAAGAAGAAAGGAGCAAAGGCCAUGGACGCAGGUUGGAUGCCAAUAAACAUAAUUCAAAAGAAAAAUAGCAUGGGAAAGAAAAGUGUACAUAGAGAGUGGACACCAAUUGGGAGAAGUGAAGGCGGCUCUGCCAUUCUUAAAGAAACAGAAAUUUUCGAUGAAAAUAAUGAUACCUUAAAAAAAAUAAACCAAGUAAUAGUAGGCUCUGAAUUUACCACACCAAGAGCUUCCUCUAUCGAAGGCAGAGAAAUUCCAAAAUAACACCGCUAUCUCCACUAUAAAAAUCAAUCACCACCCUCCUAAAAGAACAACUCAUCCCUAAAAAUGCUAAAACCACACCUAAGACACUUAAACGCCCCUUAAAACACCCAAAACCACCCAUUCCUGCUCAAAACCCCCUCAAAAAUCCAAAACAACACCCAAACAACCUAAAAACCCUCAAAAGAACCCUUCAGAACAAAAAAGUCCUCCAUCUCAGCAGAAAAUCACCGGCUGCAAAACUUUCUGAGGUUAGCAUAAGGCAAGGAAUUUAUGGUGCAAAUGCUGAGAAAUUGGGUCAAGGAAGGGAUGGAAGGAAGAUACCGAGGUCGGAUAGGGUGAAUAAUGAGUAUAUGAAGAAGAACAGGCCGGUACAAGGGAGUGAAAUUCGAAAUAUGAUAAAUGAAUGAUAUGUAAACAAACCUGAACAAACAUUAAAUUCUCCACAAGAAGGUACUGAGCUUUACCUUCAAUAUCUCCAGUUCAAGUCAUCAAAAUAUCAAAAAUCUACAGUUUCUUCAAAGUCUGAGAAAAUGGAAAAUUUUCAGUUAUAAUUCUAUUUU